AUGGGACAUCUUCAAAGCAAAGAAGAAUGUUUCUAUCUGAGCCCGGAUUUGCAUCAAGCCCUCGAUGAUAAACUUUGGAAACAGAAAACUGGAUUUAAUUUGGCAAAUUAUAAUAUGGACGAGUCAUUGUCUGAGUUAUCAAUAUGUUUAGAGGAGAGAACGGAGUCUUCACCGCUGAGAGUGCAACUUCCACCCAGACGUUCGGAAACGGAAACGUCAAAACUGCUGACGCUUGAUCACGAGGACACAGGAAACCAUGACAACGAAGGCAGUCAUGAUAAGAGUAAGAUAAAGAUAGAGGAGUUUGAGUGCGGUGUCCACUUUGAGUGUUCCGAGAACGCGAAACAGGAGUGGGCUUUCACACUGUAUGACUUUGACGGUCAUGGGAAGAUUACCAAGGAGGAUCUGGCAAGUCUUCUCAAAGCACUGUACGAUGCCGUUGGGUCGUCUAUCAAACUCCCACCCAACGGUGCCAAAACUUUGAAACUCCGCUUGACCGUUGGUCAAGAGACCAUGUCCCAUGUACAAAAUCCCAACAUCAAGUCGGCAGAACACAGCAGAGCUACCAAUAAAACACCCAGACACAAGGAGCGCGAGUUUUCCAAGAUGAACAAUCUCACACGAGGUCACGUCAAGCGAAAUAACGAAUGCCAAGGUCAGCGGGUUCUCAGUCAAACCACGCCAACCACAAACCAGGCAACCAUGAACCAGGCAACAACGGCAACCAUGAACCAGGCAACCACGGCAAACAUGAACCAGGCAACAACGGCAACCAUGAAUCAGGCAGCCACGGCAACCAUGAACCAGGCAACAACGGCAACCAUGAACCAGGCAACAACGGCGACCAUGAAUCAGGCAGCCACGGCAAACAUAAACCAGGCAGGAAAGAAGGAGGUCAGUACUAAACCGGGAGUGAUGAAUCAUCAACCUGAAAAAGAACAUCAGCGACUUAUCGACACUGUUCAGGAGAAUCUGGCCCCGAACCAAGGGCGACAAUUCAGGAAACACCAAAAUGAAACUCGCAAUCUUGUCCACAACCGCCACAAGCGACCGCAUCGGGCCUCAGGACUUCACUGCCCUACAACCUCUGCCCUCCACUGCCCUACAACCUCUGCUCCCACUGAGCAGACAACGUCUUCACCCACCGGUACCAGAAAACAUUUGGCAGAAACCACGAUAAACAACGCGCCAAAAGAAAGUAAGGAUCGCAGAGAUUACUAUCUGGAUCUAGCUGGGGUGGAAUGUAACAGUUCCAAGGUUCUCAACAACGUAUGCUUACCCAGUUGUGGUCGAAUGCUCGGCAAAAAUAAACACAGAUCAGACGAUGUCUCCUUUGGAGCUACAAAUGAGAUAUUUCCUGGUCAUGAUAAGUGUGACGUGACCUCGCAUUUGUCGCAAGAACAGUCCGCUGUGUCGUUUCUUUUCCCGCAACUCAGUUGUGAUAUUCCUUCUUGCUCGUUGCAAGAAAAAUGUAUUUCUUCCCGCCUGACCCAUGAAAAGUGCGUCGUCACUUCCUGUUUAACACACGAAAAACGUGAUAUUUGCGGUCGUUUAAACCGAGAAAAAUGCAGUAUUUCUUCCCGUUUAUCGCAGGAAAAAGGUGAUAUUUCUUCCCGUUUAACGCAGGAAAAAGGUGAUAUUUCUUCUCCUUUAAACCAGGAAAAGUGUAGUGUAACUUCCCGUUUAGCGCAGGAAGAGAGUGAUGUUUUAUCACCUUUAAGGAGGGAAAAGUGUGACGUUUUUUCACUUCUGGCACAAGAAAAGUGUAGUAUUUCCUCACGUUUGUCUCAGGGAAAAUGUGGCAUUUCUUUAAGUACUCUGCAUGAAAAAUGUGAUCCGUCAUUUCAAAUAGCUGAUGAAAAGUGUGAUACAGCUUCAUGUAAGCUAAAGGAAAAUGGCGAUAUUUUUUCACGUCUUGCUCAUGAAAAAUGUGAUAUUUCAUCACGUCCUUUUAAGGGAAAAGGUGAUAUUUACCCACGUCUGCUCCAGGAAAAAAGUGACAUUUCUUCACGUCUUACCCAGAUAAAAGGUGAUAUUUGUUCACGUAUUUCCCAGGAAAAAGGUGAUAGUUUUUCACGUCCUUCCCAGGGAAAACGUGACGAAGCUCUACGUCUGACGCCGGCAACAUGUGAUACUUCUUCGCGCUUUCUGCGUGACAAAUGUAAUGUAGAUUCACGAUCACAGGACAAGUCCACUCCUCCUUCACGCCUCCAACAGACAAUCAAUGAUUAUCCAUCUCAAUUACCACUAGGAAAAUAUGAUAAUUUGGUAAGACAAGAAGGUGAACUGGGAGCCAGUAAAAAAUCUCAGGGACUUCCCAGUAAACUUAAUUUAAGGUCAAAAUCCUUAGAUGUCCCAGAAAUUCCCAAAUCAACGAAACCUACAAAGUCCAAAAAACCGAAAGGUUGGUUGAACUUCAGUGGCGGCCGUUUCCGGCCUGUCAGCUUGCCAGGCCAGGAGUCCAUAACCGUGUUGCCUGAUUGUCAUCGACGACAGCGCCAUCGUGAGAAGGACCGUGAUGUGAUGAUGCAGCAGGUGGCCGAGUGGAUAGAGCGGGAGCAUGUGGACAGUGUUGUGGUUCAGAGACAUGAGCACCAUCAUAUACAUGAGCAUCAUCAUCAUCACCACUUCCAUCACCACCAUGAGACAUGA
Candidula unifasciata is the source of this 2652-nucleotide messenger RNA. Lineage: Eukaryota; Metazoa; Mollusca; Gastropoda; Stylommatophora; Geomitridae. The record is from the annotation of a GenBank genome assembly.